Molecule: messenger RNA, 1707 nt
Organism: Ylistrum balloti
Lineage: Eukaryota; Metazoa; Mollusca; Bivalvia; Pectinida; Pectinidae
Exons: 5
Coding region: 1-690 (229 amino acids)
Cellular component (GO): endomembrane system; membrane
Source: RefSeq, a predicted model, not a curated record
AUGAUCGAUGAUGCAGGAUUUUUCUGUCUCAGUCGGCCUUUCUCAGACCAUCGGAAUCAACCGGACCGGAAGCUUACACCCCUAACAUCAAACGAAAUAUCCUAUUGGAUGAAUAGUAAUUUUCAACCAAUCAAAGGGUUGGUUGCAGCUAUUUGCGGUAAGCACUUAUCAAAUAUGGCCGACGCCGGCAGGAUGACGACGAAUGUAGGACUACUAUUUCUUGUGUUUUCCAUUUUAUUGUCCUUUGGUCAUAGCAAGAAGGCUUCAGAAUCAGGUGCUUACAAGCAGAUCAAAAUAGAAAUAGACCUUGGUCCUGAUGGAGCAGAGGCAAAGCGAUUUACUGCAGCAGAACUUCGUGGAUAUGACGGGAGAGAUUCAAAAAAGCCCCUUUUGAUGGCAGUGCGAGGUGUUGUGUUUGAUGUGUCAGAGGGAAAAGAUUUUUAUGGACCAGAUGCAGGUUACCAUGCCCUUGUAGGUCGUGAUGCCAGCCGUGCAAUAGCCCUGUGGUCACUGGAGGAAAAAGACAUGGUCCAUGAUCUGACUGGAUUGAGUGAUGAUUCCCUGAAAGGUUUAGACGAUGUAUUUCUUGGUACCUACAAGAAAAAAUACCCUGUGGUUGGCUACAUGGACUAUCUUAUUGACUCCUACACAGAAAAAACAUUUGAGGACAGGUUUAAAGAAGAUUUAUAGACUGUUAAAUGCUAUGCAAUAUCUAUUAUUUUUUCACAACUGAAUUUUAUUUUUUUGUAUACAAAUUCUAUUUAUACCACACAAUUGUGAUGUUAUUAAAACUGAUGUAUGUAAUUAUACGAUUGUGGAAUUAUCAUGACUGAAUUCUAGGUGACAAAUGAUUUUUGAUAAAGAAAUAUAAAGUAAGGGCUUUUGAGUAUGUAAGGAAGUUCAGAGUGCAAUAUAUUUAUACUAUAGAAUGAUAUUUGGUGAGGAGGUUGUUAGGCUGACUACAACAAACUGAUGAUAGUUGGCCAGACUGACUACAAUAAAAUGAUGCUAGUUGGCGAGAUGGUUGCCAGAAUGUCAAUCUUGGCCAAACAGAUGGGAAGAAUUGAGAAUUGGUUUUUAAUUUUUAAUGAAUUAUAUCCUUUUGGUUAAGAUUUUUAUGUCAGAAUCUCCAAGCUUGAUGCACAUAAUGUAUUUGUUGUAUUCAGCUGAAAUCUCUCUGAUCUUUUUUUUCCCAAUCUGAAUUCAUUCUCCGCCAUGAUAACGUUAAUUAUGCUGUUCCUCAAGGGUUCUUCUUUAACAAGUUGAUCUGUGAUCCAAAUGGAAGUAUUCAGGAAAACAUACUGAAUAGGUAAAAAAAAAAUCAUUAUAUAUUUAUAAUAUGUGAUUGAUAGCUAAUCUAUAUAUGUGUCAUCAGUGCAUUUAUACUUAAUGAUAUCCAUUUAAUCACAGAUACUUUAUUAUUUGUACCCUAAGAAGUUCAUAUUAUGAAGAUAUUUGUUUGUAUGUAAGUCAAUGGUGCUGGAUUGAUGUCAAAUAUUUGUUAAUAUAUUUUGAUACAUUUUGAUAAGGUUUUAAUAUUACAUGAGUUAAUGAGCAUUAUCAAACCCAACGAAACUUAACUGUCAUUCACCAGGGGGUGGAGGCACAACAUCCCACAAUCACUGUCGGUGUCAUUCACCAGGGGGUGGAGGCACAACAUCCCACAAUCACCGUCGGUGUCAUUCACCAGGUUGUGGAGGCACAACA